CUAAGAGGGUUGUAACAGCUUGUUUCUCACGAGUCAGGCAGACCUAAGCAAGUGUAUGGGGGUAGUGAGAGGACAAUAUACUUAUAUGGUGGUAUUAUACCGCAGUGUAGUGUUGGAUAGAAUGCGCAAUGUUCCAUUUAGAUAGCAAUCAUGAAUCUGAAUUUACAGAAGAUUCUGAUGAUUACGAAGGUGACCAAGCGGGGACCUCCGGUAGUCUGCUGUAUCAAACUAUGAACUAUGUGGGACAGCUUGCCGGGCAGGUCCUGGUGACCGUUAGGGAGCUCUACAAGGGUAUUAACCAGGCUACACUAUCGGGGUGCAUUGAUGUGAUCGUCGUCCGUCAGCAAGAUGGCACCUACUUGUGCUCACCUUUCCAUGUCCGCUUUGGGAAGUUAGGAGUCCUGCGGUCCAAGGAGAAAGUGAUUGACAUUGAAAUCAAUGGGGAACCUGUAGACCUGCACAUGAAACUUGGUGACAAUGGAGAAGCAUUUUUUGUACAAGAAACUGAAGAAGAAAACGUACCUUUGGGCACCACCGGUAUCUGUCACAUGAUUGACAUGGCAGAGCACGUGUCGCAGGAAGAAGUCCCUGCAUACUUGGCUACCUCACCAAUUCCCACAGAGGCUCAUUUUUUUAAGAAUGUCCACAUCCAUGUGCCAAACUCUGGAGAAGAACUGAAGGCUUCUGCAUCAUCUCAUGCGUUUGAGGCUGAGAACAUUACAACUGGAUCUGUGAAAAAGAAAAAAAGGAAGAGAAGGCGAAUAAAACAUGAUAAAAAGGAAGAUGUUCCUGCUCCUUCAGGAGCUGAGGAAAUCUUUGAGAUUGAAAUAAGCUCCGAUGAAGAAAGUCCAGCUCAGAGGGCAUCCUCAAGCUCUGCAUUAAAGGAGGAGGAGUACAGAGAGUCUUUCAUCUGCCAUUCUUCAGAUCAUUACGCACUAUCAGAUGGAGACUGGUCUCCACAGGACAGUGGCUAUUGCCAGUCUGCAGGUCCAAAGAGCGAUUCAGAGCUGGAAGUCAAACCUACGGACUCCCUGCUCAGAGGGGAGCCCCAGAUGGAGUGGACAUGGGGUGGGUUCCCAGAGUCGGCCAAGGUCAGCAAAAAGGAAAGGACAGACCACCUACGGAUGGCCACAAUUACACCAUCUGAAAACACGCACUUUAGGGUGAUUAGUUCUGAGGCGCUGUCUGGGGAAAUCGUGGGAGAAGCAUUUAUAGAGGACUCCAUUUGCACUGUGCUUAGACCAGAACCACGACCUCAUUCCAUCAGUGUUCAAGUUGAACCCAACCAGCCGCCAUUAUCUGAAACCCCUCCAAGCUCCCCAAAUGUGGAGGAGCCUCUUUCCUUGGAGGCUGCUGAUACAGUUUCUGAUGUGAAGCCUUCACUAAAAACACACUCUCCAAGCAAGAAGAAAGGUGUACGGAAGAGAAGCCAGCAUCAAGGACCGGGGGACAUUUAUCUGGAUGAUUUAAAUGUUUUAGAACCUCAAGUGGCUGCACUUUAUUUCCCCAAAAGUGACUCGGACCCUAGUUCCAGGCCGUGGAUGGAGUCGGAAACCCUAUCAGGAUCUCAGUCUCCACAGUCUGUCGGUAGUGCUGCCGCAGAUAGUGGUACUGAGUGCCUCUCUGAUUCCCCCAUGGACUUGCCAGAUGUCACACUGUCUCUUUGUGGUGGUCUGAGUGACAAUGGAGAGAUCUCUAAAGAGAAGUUCAAGGAGCAUAUUAUUACCUAUCAGCAGUUUGCAGAGAACCCAGGAAUCAUUGACAAUCCUAAUCUUGUUGUGAGGAUCUAUAACAGGUAUUAUAACUGGGUGUUGGCAGCUCCUAUGAUCCUGAGUCUACAAGUGUUCCAGAAAAGCUUGCCCAAGAACACAAUUGAAUCAUGGGUGAAGGAAAAGAUGCCAAAACAAUCAAGGAGAUGGUGGUUCUGGAGAAAGAGGGAUAGCAUGGUUAAACAGCCUAACACAACGGAAGAAAAGCUGGAUGCCGAAUUGAACUCCGAGCAAAGAUCAGAAAUAAACGAGCCAUCAAAAGUCCGGCCGUCUUCUGAGGACAACUCGUCAAGCGAUGAAGAGGAAUUGAAGCAGAUAAUACUUGAGCCUGCUCCUGUGGAGUAUCAGAGUCAUCCUGGAAGCACCUCUUAUCGAAAGACCUUGCGCUUGUCUUCAGACCAAAUUGAAAAACUGAACCUCCGUGAUGGUCCGAAUGAUAUUAUGUUUAGCAUAACGACGCAGUAUCAGGGCACGUGCCGAUGUGAGGGCACCAUUUAUCUGUGGAACUGGAACGACAAGAUCAUCAUUUCUGACAUUGAUGGGACAAUAACGAAGUCAGACGCCUUAGGCCAGAUUCUUCCUCAGCUUGGGAAGGAUUGGACACAUCAGGGCAUUGCCAAGCUCUACCACUCCAUAAAUGAAAAUGGAUACAAAUUUCUGUAUUGCUCCGCCCGUGCAAUUGGCAUGGCAGACAUGACUAGGGGCUACUUGCACUGGGUAAAUGACAGAGGCACUAUACUUCCAAGAGGACCUUUGAUGUUGUCUCCAAGCAGCCUUUUCUCUGCAUUCCACAGGGAAGUCAUAGAGAAGAAACCUGAAAAGUUCAAGAUAGCGUGCCUCAAUGAUAUUAAAAACUUGUUUGGUCCACUUCAGCAACCCUUUUAUGCCGCUUUCGGAAACCGUCCUAAUGAUGUUUUUGCUUAUGUGCAAGUUGGAGUCCAAGACUGCCGAAUAUUUACUGUCAAUCCAAAAGGAGAAUUAAUACAAGAGAGGACAAAAGGAAACAAGACGACGUACACCCGACUAAGUGAGCUGGUUGAACACGUGUUUCCUCUGCUGGACAAAGAGCAGAAUUGUGCUUUCUCUUGCCCGGAAUUUAGCUCUUUUUGCUAUUGGAGAGACCCAUUGCCAGAAUUUGACCUGGCAGACUUGACGUAAAUCACUCAUGAGCAUGUCUGGAACUGUUAGUGGACGUGAAGUCAUUUCGGUCGGCAGUCACUUACCUGGAGUAUUACUGAUGUGAGGAGCCUGCGUUCUUGUCCAUUGUUUCCAAUGCCUUUCUCUCACUUUGUCUUACAGUCGGUUAGUAAUUUGUAGCCAGUAAAGAUAUUGUAUCCUAUCAAUAUAUUCAGGGAAAAACAUUAAGAGAAGUGAUUUUUAUAUUAUUACAAUAUAUUAAUUCUCUGUAAUUGGUUCUUGUGAAAGAUGCAUUGCACAUUUUAUCUUGUGUUCAAGCAUACCUUGAAGUGUAAUCGUCUUUCUGGAUCAUGUUGUGCCUCCUUGAAAUCUUUCUCAUCUCUAAAGCCAUUGGGAUGUAGCGUCUAUUGCAGGGCAAUACGCUUCAGGACCCACAAGAAGGGAGACUUAUUACGUAUGCAGUGGAAGUGUUAUUUCCUGGAAAACAAUUGGUUCUUCAGCAUCUGUGAAAAGGCUUAACCCAAAUAUGUAGAACUGUGCAAUUAUUUAUUUUACCUGCAUUUCAAGCCACUAAAACAUACAAUGUUUAAGGCAUUUGUUUGCAAUUUUGUUUUAGGAUUAUCAUUUGCUUACUUAAGGCUUAUGGUCCAUCCAGUUUCUUUUCUUUUAAUUUGUAAAAAAUAAAAUGUUAUGCUUUAAAAUAACAUUUCAUCUUCAUGGUAACAAACGUUCCCUGUUUUACUCAAUGAAGGGAUGGCUGCUAGCGAGUCUUUUGCUCAGAAACUGCUUUACUAAUGAUCUUGUCAGGCACUGAAUCACUCCUUCAGAUUUCCUUAUAUCAACCCUCCAGUUCACAGUAAAGAUGUCACUGUCCAUGCAGAAUGCAUAUAUAACAUACCGUGUGCUCUGUAAUGUUGCUGCUGUGGUCCAUUUCAUUCCCAGUCUCCAACUUAAAGGGCUUCUAUCACCAGUUUUGCCGGCAGAUGUCUUCUGUACUGCACCUGUUUCGGUUACUCAUCUGCAUGGAGCAGAUGCACACUGGUAACAGAAGCCUGUUAAGGUACCGUAUUUUUGGACUAGAAGACACACCUAGGCUUUAGAGGAGGAAAAUAAGAAAAAAAAUAUUUUUCAACAGAUCUCAGAGCAGACCCCACCCCAAAUCAGACCCUCAACCUCCAUCAGCCUCCCAUCAUACCCUGCAGCCUCAGAUCAGCCUACGUGCUCUGGACAGUACCUCAUAUCCAGGACUCGCCACUUCUUCUGGGUCAGGACACCACAUCUGGACCUGAAAGAAGACCAGGGGAAGAGAGUACAGCCAGCGCAGCGCUGCCCUCACCUCCCCAUGCCUCCUGCAUGCUAAUUACUGCUUCCAUAAUGGAAGAAGUCAUUAACAUUCCGACUAUAAGACGCACUGCCACUAUCCCUGCUUUUUGGGAGAAAAAAAAUGCUUCUUAUAGUCUGAAAAAUAUGGUAUAUAACAUGACUUUAGCACCACUCCAUCCCAUGUCGUCUUCUUCUACAGGACCCUUGCCCUAAAAGCAGGGGGGAGGUGUCUCAGACUAUCAAAGCACACUGUGCAAAGGAUAGUAUCAGGUAUAUUAACUAUACUUUCAGCAUGUAAAGUGAAAUCUUUACUGUGACCCGGACGGUCACUUUAACUACGCAGCUGUGUAGAAGGAAUACUCUGAGCCAGUAAAACUUAAGAGUUGUGCAAUAGUGUUUGCAGUAACCAAUGGCAACCAAUCAGCGUUUCAAUUGUCUGGUGCUAGUUCGACAGUGGCCGUAAAUGUCUGAUCAGUUGCUGUGAUUUAGUGCUCGCCUUCCAGCCAUGUUGGUAAGUGAUCCUCGAAGAUUAGUCAUCCCUUUAGCUCUCGCUUGUUUUUGUAAAAAAUAUUAUUUGAUAACCUCAAUAGACCCAUCCCCCCAUCAGCUUCCAAAGUUGUCUGUUGAGAAAAAAAAAGAUAUUUUUUUAUAGUACUUUAAAGAAGAUUUAGAGAGAUGAAGCUGCUUAUUCUGCAAAUUGUGGGUUGGUACCGAUGUAACCUAAUGCCAAAUAUAGGAUUACGAUCACAUAAAGCUGUUUGGAAGGGUCUGUUUCAUAAUUACAGGGUACAAGCCAACAUUGCCUGACUAACCUCCACUUCCCUGGUGCUGGCUGUGGAUAUUUGCAGAAAGUGUGCAAUAACUUCUCCUUUCAGCCUGUAAGAACUCAUUGUGCACAUACAUUUACUUUGUGAAUGUCCUACCUUGACUUGAGGUAUGAGUCUACUUUAUGUAGUGAAAUUGUGAAAAGGAUUUAAUUGUGGUAGGUAUCCUGUUCAAUUCUAUCUAAAUAAAGUGUUCAAAUAUUUUAUAUAUUUUA
Molecule: messenger RNA, 5268 nt
Organism: Bufo gargarizans (Asiatic toad)
Lineage: Eukaryota; Metazoa; Chordata; Amphibia; Anura; Bufonidae
Gene: LPIN2
Product: lipin 2
Exons: 21
Coding region: 129-2927 (932 amino acids)
Biological process (GO): fatty acid catabolic process; triglyceride biosynthetic process; positive regulation of transcription by RNA polymerase II
Cellular component (GO): cytosol; nucleus; endoplasmic reticulum membrane
Molecular function (GO): transcription coactivator activity; phosphatidate phosphatase activity
Source: RefSeq, a predicted model, not a curated record